CACACUGUAUACUAAGGAUACCAAUGAGUUGUCUAUGGAUUACGAAAAGUUGCAAAAAAUGCCAUUUUUGGACGCGUUUAUCAAAGAAGUGAUGCGAGUUAACUGUUCGGUCACCCGAGUCGACAGAAUGCUUACGAAAGACACGUAUUUAGAGGGCAUUUAUCUGCCAAAAGGCACGUCUAUUGUUAUACCCAUUUGGGCACUGCAUUUAGACCCUGAUAAUUUUGCCGACCCCUAUGAGUUUAAACCGGAAAGGUUCCUAUCGGAAAAUCUACAUGAUAUCAAACCGUAUACAUACCUACCCUUCUCUACCGGUCCGCGCAAUUGCAUUGGUAUGCGAUUCGCUUUAUUAGAGCUCAAGUAUACGUUAGUUAAGCUGUUGUGUAGGUAUGAGUUUGUGCCAUGCAAUGAGACCAAGGAAAUGGACUAUUAUAAUUCAUUGGUACAAAUAGCCAGUGUUAGACGCAUGUUGGUUAAGAUUAAACACCGUGAUGGCAUUAUUAAUAACCUUUAA
Molecule: messenger RNA, 514 nt
Organism: Medioppia subpectinata
Lineage: Eukaryota; Metazoa; Arthropoda; Arachnida; Sarcoptiformes; Oppiidae
Source: the annotation of a GenBank genome assembly